Molecule: messenger RNA, 534 nt
Organism: Trichoderma gamsii
Lineage: Eukaryota; Fungi; Ascomycota; Sordariomycetes; Hypocreales; Hypocreaceae
Exons: 1
Coding region: 1-534 (177 amino acids)
Source: RefSeq, a predicted model, not a curated record
AUGACUUCUUCCGCUCCUCCAGACCAGCAUGCCCUCGCCUAUCGCGGCCAACCUCUCCCAAAUAUUCUUGAAGACCAAGUUGUUCCCGACGUCUUAACGCUCAACUGCGACGAGCGGUUUUGGGUUCCUCAAUCCGACCAAGUUUGGUUCCGGCCAUUGUUGUUCUCCGUCAGCCAGGGUUACUUUGUCAAUCUUCUAAGAGUCCGCAAAUCUGGAAUCCUGUCACGACACCGCCACGCUGGCCCUGUGCACGCCACGGUAUUAAAGGGCAGAUGGCACUAUCUCGAGCACCCUUGGUGGGCAGAGCAAGGAAGCUAUGCCUUUGAGCCACCGGGUGACAUCCAUACAUUAGAGGUCCCAGAGGACGUGGAGGAAAUGGUGACCAUGUUUCACGUCACUGGCGCUUAUAUCUACGUUGACGUUGAUGGCAAUCCUGUGGGCGUUGAGGAUGUCUUCAGCAAGAUACAGAAGGCCAAGGAGCAUUACGAGAAAGUUGGACUAGGGGCGGACUUUGUGAACCAAUUCAUUCGUUGA